This is a messenger RNA of Belonocnema kinseyi, 2437 nucleotides long. It is a transcript of the gene MFS10, whose product is annotated as sialin. NCBI's taxonomy places the organism in Eukaryota, Metazoa, Arthropoda, Insecta, Hymenoptera, Cynipidae. Gene Ontology annotation, biological process: monoatomic anion transport; transmembrane transport. The coding region runs from base 155 to 1663 and encodes 502 amino acids. The record is from RefSeq and is a predicted model, not a curated record. Gene Ontology annotation, molecular function: transmembrane transporter activity. The transcript is spliced from 7 exons.
UUUGUGAUUGUGUAAGUAAACACUGGUUAGAGCGGGAGAGAGAACGCCUUUGAUAGGCGUAACGUCAAAUGUAAUUCCAGUGCUCACGUUUUGCCGUUCCCGCAAAAAGACAGUGUAACAGUUGUUCUCCAAAAACUAGGAACACGAAGCAUCGAUGGAGAUCCUCGAUCCAAGUAUUUCGAGAGACGAUCAAGGUCUCUAUGGAACUGAUCUUCGAGAAAAUGUGGACUACAAAGACAAGACUGGUCUAAUUCCAGCGGAAAUUCCGGAAGAUUCUCAAUCAUGCGUCAAAGCAAGAUUCACUCUGGGUUUCUUAGGAUUCUUGGGAUUCGCCCUUGUUUAUGCCAUGCGAGUGAAUUUAUCAGUAGCGAUUGUUUCCAUGGUCAACCGAACAGAAACUGAAAAAAAUACCACUGAUGCUUGCCCCGUUAACCCCGUUAUUAAUGGUUCAAUAAUUCCACCUCCCAGUCCAGGUGAAUUUGACUGGGAUGAAAAAAUGCAAGGCAUCAUAUUGGGUGCUUUUUUCAUCGGAUAUGUGACUACAAACGUUCCCGGUGGAAGAUUGGCGGAACAAAUUGGUGGAAAAAUAGUUUUUGGACUAGGAGUAUUUUUAACAGCAGUAUUGACUGUCAUCAGUCCUUUCGCUGCUUAUUGGGGAUUAUAUCCAUUUUUGGCAGUGCGCAUUGCUGAAGGUUUUACAGAGGGGGUCACAUAUCCUGCCAUGCACAGUAUGUUGGCACACUGGGUACCACCACUAGAAAGAAGUAAAUUUGCAGCGCUGGUCUAUGCAGGAUCAAACUUUGGAACUGUUGUUUCCUUACCAGUGAGUGGAUAUUUAUGCUCUCUGGAACUUUGGGGCGGUUGGCCCUUAGUAUUCUAUUUAUUUGGAGGACUUGGGAUAAUUUGGUAUGCUUUUUGGCUUUUGUACAUAUACGAUACUCCGGCUGUUCACCCAAGAAUAGAUCCGAAAGAAAGGGCAUACAUCGAAGCUUGUGUUGAACCCAAAGAUGAAGAAGAUCUUGGCGUCCCUUGGGGUUCGAUCUUUACAUCUCUACCCGUGUGGGCGAUAAUGAUUACACAAUGUGGGCAGUCCUGGGCUUUUUACACUCUUCUAACGGAACUGCCGACCUACAUGGAUAGAAUUUUGCGAAUGGACGUGCAGAGGGACGCACUACUUUCGGCCUUACCUUAUUUGACCGCCUGGAUAGUGGGCCUAAUAAUUUCAACUCUAGCCGAUGCUCUGUUGGCUAGACAGAAAAUUAGUCCCCUGACUUCUUUCAAACUUUGGAACACAAUUUCCUCGUUAGGCCCCAGUCUCAGUUUCCUGGGUGUUAUUUGGGCAGGAUGCGAUACCACUAUCGUUAUGGUGAUGCUCUCGGGACUAGGAUCUCUUUUCGGUGCCGUUUACGCCGGUAAUCAGAUGAAUCACAUCGCACUUUCUCCAAAAUAUGCAGGAACGCUUUAUGGAUUAACGAACGCUGCUGCGAACGUUUGCGGAUUCCUGGCACCCUUCAUCAUCGGACGCAUGAUUCAAGGAAGUGAAACCCUAGCUACUUGGCACACCGUUUUCUGGAUGGCCGCAGGGAUAAAUAUGACAGCCAAUUGUUUCUAUCUUCUCUUCGCUUCCGCGACUGAACAACCAUGGAGUAGAGGCAAUAGUUGAUGACAAUGCCCUCAUAGAGAAACUUUUAUUGUGGAGAAUGGUUUGCCGCUUGAUCGUCUUACUCUUAGUACUUUUUAGCAAAACCGCUGAGAGGAAAUGUCUGCCAAGUCUCAUUUCACUUCUUCAGAAAAGACACAUUUACUUUGUAAGUAAGACCAAAAACAUGAAAUGGGACCGGACUUUCACUCUCAGUACUAAAUUCUUUUUUUCUGUUAUAAACUUUACUUAAAACUCUAAGUAAUUAAUUUAACAAUGAAUUUUUUUAAUAAUUCAGCACAAAUUAUUUAAUAAUCCUAGGCUUCGAAAAUCGCAUUUAUCAUUUAGUUUGAAGACGAUUACAUCGACAUUACCCCAUUCCUUUUUAAGAGACCAAACAAUUUUCGAAUAUUUAUACUCAUUAUGUGAUACUUGUUCGCUAAGUGAAAAUGGUUUUUCUUCACAGGAACACUGAGCAGGAUUUUACGUAUAUUUUUUCGUUUCAUUAAGGUUUAAGAUGAAAUGUAAAAAGCAGGUGAAUUGAGAAAGGCGGAGAAAGAAUACAAUAGGAUUUAAAUAUGGAUGCUAAUAUUUAGCUUCGAAAUUUAGAUUGGAGAGCAUUCGAAUUUAAAUUAAAUUUAAAUAUAUUUAAUGUAAAUUUGAAGUGGAAUCCAGAACGAAUUUCAAUUAAUUUCUGGAUUGAAGGAGAUUUGGAACGUAAUACGUAUCGAAAAUGACUUGUCUGUGAUCAGAUCUAUUAAAGUUGUGCUCGUAUCGGUUCUCUAAGAGAUUUCGAUA